GUUUAGAUUUCACCACUCGACCAAAAGAUAGUUUACUUGACGAUUUAAGAUACGCGCUUGAACAUGCGAAAGAAUUAUAUGCUGACAUAGCUUGGGAGUUCACCUUGGCGCUUAGUCCAACAAUCAUCUAUGCUCACAAAGCUAUUUUAUAUGCUCGAAGUUCACGAUCAUUUCAAGAACGUUUCUUGAAAAAUAAGGAUGCAAAUGGAAUGUCUAUAAGGUCUUUGCGGUUAUCCAAUACGGAUCCGGCUAUGAUAAAGACAGAUGCAGAUCCAUUCUUGUUUAGACAGGAAUUAAAAUUUUUUUAUACUGCUGAAGAAGGUGGUGAAGAUUUUUUACAAGCUGUAGAUACUACGGAUGAACUCGAGCAAGACAAGAUAAAAGAAGAUUUAUUAUAUAUGCUUAAAUCAAAAUUAUAUACUGAUGUCGAGCUUAUAUUGGAAUUUGUAGAGGAUGAUCUUGAAAUUAUUGAUGAAGAUGAAGAUGAAGGAGUUUUCAAACCUAUAGUAAUUCGUGCUCAUCGUUUUAUGUUAUCAUCAAGAUCUGAAUAUUUCAAAAAAAUGCUUAGUUCUGAUUUUAUUGAAGCUC
Molecule: messenger RNA, 588 nt
Organism: Scutellospora calospora
Lineage: Eukaryota; Fungi; Glomeromycota; Glomeromycetes; Diversisporales; Gigasporaceae
Source: the annotation of a GenBank genome assembly